AUGAAUGCCAGUCUGGCGUUCCAGAGCUCCUCCUACAACUUCAGCCUGAAAGAGAACCAGAAUUCGGGGGCCUUCGUGGGGCAGGUCCAAGCCUCCGCAGGAAGCAACCUGUACAACGUUUCCUACGAACUGAGAACACACAAAGACCUGUUCUCCAUCGACAGCGAUGGCUCCAUCGUUUCCACAAAAGAGCUGGACAAGGAGGAGCAGGAGUGGUACAUCCUGGAUGUGGAGGCUGUGACCACAUGGACGCCUCCUACCUCAGCAGUGGCCAUGGUCAGAAUUCAGGUGGAGGAUGUAAACGAGCCUCCAGCGUUCUCCUCAGACGAUUAUGAAGCCUCUGUGUUCAGCAUCGCCCCGUACAAAAUCCCAGUCAUCCAAGUGAAGGCCUCAGACCCUGAUGUCGGAGACAACAGUCGUCUGGUCUACAGUCUUCCAGGAGGAAACUCCUCCUUUGACGUGGAACCGGCUUCAGGUCUGCUGUAUGUGGUGUCAGUAGCAGAUCUGGGUGGAAAAACCGUCUCAAUGGAGGUGAAGGCCACAGAUCCUGAUGGACUUUCUGAUACAACCACAGUAAAGGUUGUGGUUCAGGGCAGCGCCAGCAGCAGAGAUGUGACAAUAAUUUCUCUGAAUAAGCCAGAAAACAUUGUGGAGCAGAACAUUCCAGAUUUAGAGGAGGCUUUAGGUAAAGCACUGGGCUGGACGGUGAACAUAAUCCAGGUUUCAAGCUCUGGUGGAGAAGAAAGCCGAACGCUGAGGGAAUCGGUCAAGACUCUGGUCAGCUUCGUCACUUUCGAUGGCGAUAAAGUUGUUAAACCUCAGGAAGUCACAAAGAAACUGCAGAGCCAGUCUGAAGAGGUGAGAGCGGAGCUGGACAAGGUGUUGGGGAACGAUGUUCAGUUUGGAGUGGAGACGGGAAAAGAUCCUCCAGGCAUCAGCUCAGGCCAGACUGCAGGCAUCGUUGUGGGAGUUUUGGUUGGCCUGGUUUUAGUGGGACUGGCUGGUUUUGUAGUUACCAGGUGAGCCUCAGACAAC
Messenger RNA from Poecilia latipinna (sailfin molly), 1035 nucleotides. RefSeq names its product protocadherin beta-1-like. Gene Ontology annotation, biological process: homophilic cell-cell adhesion; multicellular organism development; cell migration. Gene Ontology annotation, molecular function: beta-catenin binding; calcium ion binding; cadherin binding. Bases 1 to 1023 code for a protein of 340 amino acids. Gene Ontology annotation, cellular component: catenin complex; membrane. The transcript has 6 exons. NCBI's taxonomy places the organism in Eukaryota, Metazoa, Chordata, Actinopteri, Cyprinodontiformes, Poeciliidae. The record is from RefSeq and is a predicted model, not a curated record.